UAAAUCACUUAGUCAAUUCAAAGAGGCUGUUAAGGAGCAUGCCUUAUUGAAUGGUAGGGACAUUAGGUUUCAAAAAAAUGAUAAGGUGAGGUGUAGAGUUGUUUGCAAAGGAAGAAAGGGAAAGUGCAAGUGGGUUUGUUUUGCGAGUAAGGUGGGGGGUUCUGACUGUUUCCGGAUUAAGACGUUGAAUGGAAAGCAUACAUGUGGAAGGAACUAUAGCGGAAGACUUGCAUCAAGUAGUUAGAUCUCAAAGAAGAUUGCCAAUAACAUCAGUAGAGGGGAAGAGAUGAAGCUUGCGACAGUUAUUCAGACUAUACAAGACAAAUACAUGGCCAAUAUCAGUGUUGGUAAGGCUUACUGGGCAAGGAGGAAGGCAAGAGAGGAGGUACAUGGGCGGGCAAUUCAACAGUAUGCUAAACUAAGGGAUUACUGUGCAGAGAUACUUAGGACAAAUCCAGGAUCUAGUCUGACCAUAUUGGUUGAUAGGCUUUCUCUUACGCACCAGUCCCGAUUUAUGAGAAUGUACAUGUGCCUUGAUGCAGUCAAAAAAGGCUUCUUGGCGGGGUGUAGACCUAUUAUUGGCAUGGAUGGAUGUCACUUGAAGGGCGACCAUGGACAGCAGCUGCUAGUUGCUGUUGGCAGAGAUCCAAAUGAUAAUUACUUUCCCAUAGCCGUAGCUGCAGUAGAGGCAGAGACUAAGGACAGCUGGGGGUGGUUCUUGGAGAUGCUGUUAAAUGACAUUGGAGAAUCAAGAAAAUGGGUUUUUAUGAGUGACCAACAAAAGGGGCUGAUGCAAAUCUUUCAAGAGGCAUUGCCAACACUGGAGCAUAGGCUUUGUCUGAGGCAUUUAUAUGCCAACUGUAAGAAAGCAUAUGGGGGUGGUACUGUACUAAGGGACCUAAUUCUGUCUAUUGCCAAAGCUACCUAUGUGGAAGAAUGGGAAAGAAGGAUGAAUCAACUAAAGGAGCUCAACAGAGACUGUUAUGAGAAGUUGUUGGCACUGGAUCCAAAAUUGUGGACAAAGAGUCACUUUACAUUUCUGGCCAAGAGUGACAUGCUGAUGAACAACAUCUCCGAGGCAUUCAAUGGAAGAAUCCUAGAGGCAAGAGACAAGCCAAUUCUGACAAUGUUUGAAUGGAUUAGGUGCUAUUUGAUGACAAGGUUUGCAGAGAAAAAGAAGGCAGAGAGGUAUGAGGGUACACUUUUGCCAAAACCCAAGAAACGGCUAGAUAUCAUCGCAGUUAGAGCUAUGGAGUGGCAAGCUAAAUGGGCAGGAGACCUGAAGUAUGAAGUCCACCAUAAGAACAGGAUGAUCAUGGAAAGGUUUGUGGUUGAUUUGAUGGCUGGAAGGUGUAGUUGUAGGUUCUGGGGUUUGUGUGGUAUGCCGUGUCCCCAUGCUUGCUGUGCUAUCUUUGAGAAGGGUGACAACCCGGAAGAUUAUUGUAGUAACUAUUACAGCAAGGCAGCAUACCUUGCUACAUAUGGGCAGUCAAUAUCACCAAUCAAUGGAGAAAAUAUGUGGCCAAAGAUACAAUGCGAUACCAUCAUCCCUCCAAUUUUCAGAGUUAAACCAGGAAGGCCAAGGAUGGUUAGGAUAAGGGAACCCGAUGAAAACAGAUCACAGACAAAGUAUAGAAGAUCUGGAACUUCUGUUACCUGCAGUAAUUGUGGCCAAUACGGACACAAUAGGAGACUCUGUCCAAACCCUAUAGUGACAGCUCCUGAAGUCACACAAGGAUCUGAUGCUGCAACUGGAACUGGAGAAGUUGACUCUGCUGCUAAUGAACCUGCUGCUGCUGAUGAAACAAAUGGAUCUGCAGCUGCUGCAACUGAUAGAUCCAGGAUGGUUAAAGGGAGAGGCAGAGGAAGAGCAGCAGCAGGUAUGGUUAAAGGCAGAGGAAGAUCAGCAGGAGGGAUGGCCAGAGGAAGGGGUAGAGGGAGGGCUGCACCCAUGACUGCAACAGCAUCAAGGCCUUCAAACACCCUUGCACCCACAUCCCAGCCACCACACACCCCUGCACCCACAUCCCAGCCACCACACACCCCUGUCCCACCCUCACAACCUACAAACACCCAUGCACCACCAUCACAGCCUGCACCACCAUCACAGCCUACCACCUUACCCACACCCGCAUCACUGCCCACCACUUUGCCUACACAUGCAUCACUGCCCACUGCACCAGCAUCUCAACCUUUGCCCAAGACUAAAAUCUUUGGUGUCAGAAGAAGUGGAAGACUGAAGAUUGGAGUUAGGAAGCCAACAAAUCAGCCGCCUGAACAUGUUGACCUUACACUUGAUUGA
This is a messenger RNA of Arachis ipaensis, 2302 nucleotides long. The record is from RefSeq and is a predicted model, not a curated record. Lineage: Eukaryota; Viridiplantae; Streptophyta; Magnoliopsida; Fabales; Fabaceae.